Clunio marinus is the source of this 342-nucleotide messenger RNA. The record is from the annotation of a GenBank genome assembly. NCBI's taxonomy places the organism in Eukaryota, Metazoa, Arthropoda, Insecta, Diptera, Chironomidae.
AUGUCAGUCAGUCAGUCAAUCGAGUUGAACGGAACAUUUGCCCAUCUCUGUUGUGAACAAGUCAGAAUAUUGUUAAAUAGUUAUUGUAGUCCUCAAGCACAAAUAGCUCCAGAUAUUAUAUUGAGAUUAAGAAAUAUUGAAGUGGGACACCUUGCAUUUAAAACGAAAGAUUCAACAAUGGCUCGUGGUCGAAGGAUCGAUGUUUGUCUAACGUAUAAAGAAAUGAUAGCGUUUAUGAAGAGAAUAACAAAUGAAAGCGGAACGAGUGAAUGGGUCCUUUGUUCCUCAAAAAAACAGUUUGAAGGAAAGAAAAUAAUGGCUAUCAGUCAAUUAGAAGCCUGA